Molecule: messenger RNA, 4569 nt
Organism: Salarias fasciatus (jewelled blenny)
Lineage: Eukaryota; Metazoa; Chordata; Actinopteri; Blenniiformes; Blenniidae
Gene: cdcp1b
Product: CUB domain containing protein 1b
Exons: 13
Coding region: 47-3664 (1205 amino acids)
Source: RefSeq, a predicted model, not a curated record
UUUUUAAUGAUUAUUAUUGUUCUUAUUAACCAGUUAUCUCGUGACCAUGUGGACCCGCGCAGCCCGCGCGCUCUGGGGACUUUUACUUCUGACAGCUUUGGAUUUAUCAGGCUGCCUGGAGGUGACGGUGCGACCAGACAAACACUCGAGGGUGAUGGUGUCCACCGAGCUGCCGCCGGACCUGUGCGCGGUGUGUAAGAUCAGCGGCGUGAACGACACCGAGGUCUCCUGCUCCGGCGCCCUGGACCUGCUCCCCGAGGUGGAGGUCAAGCUGCUGCUGAACUGCACCCAGCCGGUGGAGUCCGCGUACUCCGUGUCGCUCUCGCACAGACUCGAGUGCUCUACAGACGCCUGCAGACCCUCGACGGUAGAAGCUCAAAUGUCCAUCCUGACCGAGCUGAGCCGGACUUUCACCUGGGACGUGACGGCGCCCGAGAAGACGGCCGUGUACCUGGACGUCCUCGGUGAGGGGCUGGUGCGGGCGUCACAGCCCUGCUCCGAUGGAAUUCAGUUUGCCUUGGUCGAUUCCCAACGGGGCAGCCAGCAGCCGACUCAGUACUGUCGAGGAGGUUCUCAGACUCGUCUGGAGCUGACCAAUCAGGACGUUGUCGUUCUGCAAGCUGCUCCGAAGGCUCAGGACACGGUGGUGUUUCAGGCCUCCGCCGGACCUCUGAAGGGCAAAACCUUUGUGGUAAGCAUUGAUUCGGGCACUACGGUGGUCCUGAACCCGCAGGGUCUGAAGUGUGAAAUCUGCACCGCCACCGGCUCCACUCCCGACUGCAGCUCAGGGGAAAAGACGCUGACCAAUGUUGCAAAUCUCUCUGUGGAGUUCGGCUGCAAAACACCCCAAGACGUGUUCAGUGUGAGCAUGAGUAAGAAAAUAGAAUGCACUCAGAGCUCGUGCACGCCUGCAGCAGCUGAAGUCGAUCCCGACCUCUUCAAAGACUUCGAACGAUCCCUGAGGUGGGACGUCGGUGUCCCGGACAGGACCGAAUUAAGUCUGGACUUUCCCGGCGACGGACUGAAGGAAAUCUCCGCGGGAGAAAGCUGUGAAGACGGGUUUCUUUACUCUGUUAGUACCACUAAAAACGACGGGCGCAUCAAAACCAGCAGCUACUGCAGAGGAGGGAUGGUGUCCCACCUGGACCUGCUCAGAGCCACGACCGUCACCGUGGACGCUCCCAAAGGAGGAGACGUGGAGAAGACGGUGUUCAGCAUUAGAGCUGCACCACGAGCUAGCCGGAUGAUGUCUGUGACCCCCGACCCCGACACCAUCAUCACCAUCAGCAGGCAGAGCGCCGAGCCGGACUGCAGCGUGUGCGUGGGCCAGCCGCCCAAUCAGAAAUGCAACGACCGAUAUCUGCAGCUGAGAGACCCCCGCAACACCUCGGUGGAGUUCACCUGCCCUCAGCCUCAAGACCUCUUCACCGUGGAGAUCAACAGAGAAAUCGACUGCACGGAGACCUCCUGCUCUGGUGACAUAGUUCAAGCGGAGACCUCCCUGUUCCCGGACUUCAACCGGACCUUCAGCUGGGACCUGAAGGUGGUCUCCACUCACGCCUUCCAGCUGGACUUCCCGGAACCGGGAAUGCGGCAGAUUCCCAACGGGGAGACGUGUCCGGACGAGCACACGUACUCCUUCCUGGUCUACCUGCGCUCCGGACCGGUGGGCGUCGGCACUUUCUGCAAAGGGGGACUCGUGACCUCCAUCCUCGCUCGCUACAAGGGCCGCGUCAGCCUAGAGGUCCCCGGCUACGCCAAGCUGAACCCGGUCAAUUUUAAGCUCAAAGUCGGGCCGGAAACAGACAAGGUGGCCAUAGUGAAAGUCAACCUGCCACGAGGUGUGUCGGAAAAUGAGUUCAUCUCGCCCAACUACCCGGGAGAUUUCCCAGACCUCCAGAAGAUGCAGUGGGACUUCACAGUUCCCGACAUGCACAACUACAGCGUGCGGUUCCUCGACCACUCGGAGCCGGAGUGCCUGGACGGCGACGUGACGGUGGAGUAUCAGAGAGACGACAAGAAGCCCACCACGCUGAGCCUGACCGACGCUCAGCCGGAGCACCAGCAGGGGAGCUUCAGCAUGCUGCUGAGCAACUGCGAAACCAACAGGACGCUGCAGGGACUGGCGCUCAAGUACAGAGUGUCUGUGAUGAGGAGCGGCCAUCCAGUUCUGUGUACGGUGGAUCUGACGAAACACAAAGGAGUGUCGGUGCAGCUGGAGAAGGUCGGCUCCGAUCCGUACUGUGAAAUGAGCAUCGACUCCCAGGUCCAAGAGAAGAUCGACGUGGCGGCCGGCUCCUCGGCCAAGCUGUCCUUCCUCGACUGUCCGGUCGAGGACGUUCGUCUCACUGCUAGUCAGCUCAUCGAGUGCCAAAAUGUGGCGUCGUGUCCUGCAUCCGUCCUCAGCAUCCCCACGCUGGACUCCUGUUUACGGACGCCACUGCGCAACUUCACCUGGAACAUCCGGAUCCCUCAGAGCGGCACGGUGGACCUGGUCUCCCCCGCCGGGACCCUCAAACAGUCCCUGCCGGCUCUGAAGUGCAGGCAGGCCGUCACGCUGCACGUGGCCGAGGGCGACGGCUUCCCCGUCGGGGAUUUCUGCUCCAAUGGCACACUGCAGAAAGUUCAAGUGCACGCCAACGUCUCCGUCACGGCCACGGCCCGCGACUUCAGCAAAGCCAAGGGGCCUUUCCUCAACGUCAGCGUCAGCCGGGAGAUCAAAGAGACCAUUAUUUACAGAGUCAGCCCAACGCUGACGUCCCCGACCCUGCUGGCGACCCCCAACUGGCCCAAAGGCACCAAGCCCUCCUCCACCGUCUCCUGGAUCGUGGCCGUGCCGAGCGGGUACAAGGCGCACCUCCACUUCAUCAACGUCAGCCAGCCCAAGUGUCAGAACCAACACACCGCCAUCAACGUGAAGAUGCUGGAGAACGAGGAGGAGAUGAUGAGCCGCAACGAGAACGAGCAGGUGGAGGACCUGCUGGUGCCCAACAGUUUCUAUCUCAACAUGUCCAACUGCAUCCCCGAGAAGGGCGACUUCGGCGCAGUGACCAAAAUCACCUUGGAGAAGACGAGUAAUCUCUUGGCCAUCGCUCUGGGGAUCGCCGGAGCGCUUCUGCUUUCUCUGAUCGUGUUGGGUCUCGUUUGUUUCUUCACGAAGAAAAAGCAAAGAGACAAAAAGAACAAAGAGGCGUCCAUCUACAUGGGCAAAGGGAGCAUCUUCCGCCCAGGCGACAGGCACUUCUCCAAAUCCCGGUCCGACAACGAGUCCCACGUCUACGACUCCAUAGAUGACACGAUGGUGUACGGCCACCUGCUGCCCGACUCCAGCUACGCCGACAGCCUGUCGGACCACUACAAGGGCAGUCAGCCGGACAGCUACCGCACCUUCACCGGCACCGCCAACAACGCGCUGCCCAUCAUCAACGAGCCGGACCCGGAGCCCGAGAUGGACGGCUUCAGCACCUUCCUGUCCCCCUCGGACAGCUUCAUGCCGCCCCGCCCGCGCACCCCCAUCAGCCGGCAGGACAGCCUGGGCUUCCAGGACAGCAGGAUGGUCGACAACGAGCUGUACACGUUCAAGAGCACGGGGGACAUCAACACCAUCCGCCUCUCCGCCGCCGACCUGGAGCCGCAGCCGCCGGUGACGGAGGACUCCCUGUAGCGGGUCCGGACCCCCCCCCCACCCCCCACCCGAGCCAUGGACUGCUGUUACUUACCCUCCCGUGACGGCGCGGAGAACCCGCCCGCCAGUCCCGGCGUGAGCGUCUGCGCCUCGGAGGAAUCCAAGUCUGGUGGUUUUUCGUGACGCGGUCGUCUGUUCAGACGUCGGACGUUUGUGGAGCUUCAGCGGCGGAAGCUGUGAAAUGUGUUGUUUGUUUUUUUUUAAAGGAAUAGUUUUACGGAUGUCUUGCUGAGAGUCGGAUGAGAAGAAGGUAAACACUGUAAAUACGAAGCUGCAGGUAGACGGUUCACAUCAGCAGAAGAGAUCCGAGCACUGAAAUCCACUAAAGCUUCCUAAUCAGCAUAUUUAAUCCUGAUGUUGUCUCAGUCAACACUUUGAUAAUGAUGAAAUGAAUAUGCUGAUUAGUGAGCUUUAAAUACACUAGUGAAAAGUUACACCAAAUUUCUGACCUGGUUUUGCUGAACUAACCUUAGUAUCUUCUGUUCAUGGACUGUUUUCAUUCAACUCUGAGCAGGAAAGCUAAAAAAAAACAAACAGUUGAACCAUCUCUUCAUUGUUAAAUUGUUUUUGUUUAACUGCCUGUGUGGCGUUUUAUAAGCAGGGACUACAAAAGAAUGGACGAACACAUCUGUUCCUAGUUUUCAAAGUGUUUUUAUAUGUUUACUUUUUUUUUGUUGUACAUGGAAUUUAGGAUUUUUUUUUUUUUUUUCCAAUAAAUUCAAGGAAAUUUGCUUGGUGAGGAAACAGUUUUCUUCCUGAAGCGAUGACGGCUGUCACAUUGAACCAACUGACAUUUCACUUUCUCUGUGAGGCUUUAACACUGACCUUUUAUGUGCAUCAGGGAUGGCAAAAAAAAAAAAAAAAAAAGAUUCAACCGCAGGAAA